UUAUGUCUUUUUUGGGAAAUAUUUCGGUUUUCGACCAUAAAUCCGGCGAGUGGUCGAUAUUUAAAGGUCGAUUAACGCAGUUUUUCAAAAUAAAUGAUGUAAAAGUUGCAAAUAAAAGUGCAGUGUUGAUAACGCACCUAUCGGAUGAAACCUACAGGUUAUUACGUAACCUAGUUUAUCCAAAGGACAUAGACGGUUUGAGUUACGACGACCUAGUUCAAGUACUCGAUGCUCAUUUUAAACCCAAGCAGUGCUCAUUCGCGGAUAAGGCCAAGUUCUACGGGGCCACAAGGAACCCAGGUGAAUCCCUCGGAGAAUGGGCGGCACGUCUCAGGGGCCUAGCGAGCUUCUGUAACUUCGGUACCGCCCUGGAGUCAACGCUUCUGGAUCGCUUCGUUCUCGGACUGGGAAUGGGGCCAGAACGUGAUAGGCUCUUCGAGCAAGAUUCAUCAGACUUGACGUUCGCGAAGGCGCUGGAGAUCGCGGAACGGGCAGAGUGUGCUAGAGAGGCAAAGGCGUUGGUGACCAAUGGAGCCGGCGUGGUGAUCCAGCAGGAGCCGGUAUACCGCGUGGCGAGCGAGCGCGGGGGCGCGCCCCGCCGCCCGCCGCCGCGCGCCGUCCCUGCCGCCGCCGCCCCCGGGGACCAGCGCGACCAACAUGUCUCUCGAUGUUCUGUGUGUGGGUUGAAAAACCAUAGUGAACUAAAGUGCCGAUUUAAGUCAUUUAAGUGCCAAAAAUGUGGAGUGAAAGGUCACUUGCGUAAAAUGUGCAAAUUACGGGUUAAUAACAUAGAAACGGAGGAGAAUGAUUCUACCUGUGAGGACUACGCGCCGUGGACUUGGUCUGACCGCGAGGAGCAAGCGUUCCAGCGCAUUAAGCGGGAGCUGGCUUCAGACAGAGUGCUGACUCACUUCGACCCGGAGGUGCGGCUAACGCUGUGCGUAGACGCGAGUCCCACGGGCCUGGGCGCCUACCUUGCGCAGGGGGAGGAGGGCCACGAGCGCCCGCUCGCCUUCGCUUCCAGAACUCGGAUGAUCCACGAGCUGCAUAAAGGUCAUUUAGGCGUGGUUAAAACCAAGAGCUUAGCGCGUACAAAGAUGUGGUGGCCCGGCAUAGACGGCGACAUACAGCGUAGCGUGCUGGCCUGCAGCACGUGCAGCGCGCUGCGCCCCGCGCCCCCCGCCGCACCGCCCGCGCCCUGGCCGCGCGACCCCGCGCCUUGGACCCGUCUGCACAUCGACUACAUGCAGUUCGCUCAGAGAUUCUACCUCAUUGUUGUAGACAGCCAUAGCAAAUGGGUUGAAUGUUUAUACAUGUCAUCAGUGAAUCCUGAAAUGGCCUUAGAGACAUCGGGACCUCCAACAGCUCCGCCAAAUUUAGAUAAUGAGCCAUCAGUUGAUGAGUUUCACGAAUGUGACUCGGAGGUUGUUGCUGGUCCUAGUUUAGAGUCGCCCGCGACGCCUGCGGGGGCGCCGGUAGCGGUGCGGGGAGAGGACGCGCGGCCGCCGCACUCGCAGCUGACGACAGCUGUCACUGACAAUGUAACUGCGGAAAGUUCGAAGACUAAUAAGGGAGGAGUGCCAUGUACGGUGGCCUGCGCCUAA
Plutella xylostella (diamondback moth) is the source of this 1604-nucleotide messenger RNA. The record is from RefSeq and is a predicted model, not a curated record. NCBI's taxonomy places the organism in Eukaryota, Metazoa, Arthropoda, Insecta, Lepidoptera, Plutellidae.